AUGCGCAGCGCCGAGUUGCGGUGGUUUUAUGUGACGGACGCGACAGGCAAGGUGGUGAAGGCCUUUCCAUGCCUCUUCGGGCAGCUGGGGGACUUCCCAGAGUCGUCGCGGUCUACUGCGACUCUGCAGCAAGGCUCACAUCGGCCGUGUUCUUCGUGCUACAUCAAGGAGACACAUCUGGCAGACCUGUCACAUAAGUCGGUGGUGCGGACUGUGGAGCUGCAGAGACGGGUGGUGGAUGCAAUUCAGUCGGCGGAUGACAGCAAGGCUGCAGAGAAAAUCAAAAAGCGCUGGUCCACCCACCCCGUGCAAUGCUAUUUGGAGAGGUGGAACUUUGCCGAGACCACGUGGGGAAACGUGUUCCUCGCUUGCGCGGCGGACAUUCUCCACGUCCUGGACGGGGGAAUGCUGCCACGCAUGGGCAGAUGCUUCAUGGUCGGGAAGAGCAAGCCGGAGAGGCGUGAGUUUGAGAGGCGCCGCAAGGAACAAAAGAAGGACACGCGCGCAAGUGUGGUGCGCAUCCCGGGGGGGACCACAUGGUUCAGCACAGGGGCAAACUACGCCGCUUUCGAGCACAGGGGGAUGAUGCAGGUGAUGCCCCUCCUUAUCGCAGACAACAUGGAGAAGAGCAAGCAGCCGGCUAAGGCGAAACGGGAACGGGAGGUGGCGGCGUUUGUGGCGUACGCCAGCUUCUACAAGGCGCUGGUGGGCGUGACAAAGCACACAGAGAAGUCUAUGGAAGACGUCCGAGAGAUGGCUGUGCAGUACGUAUCAUCCCCGUUAUUCAUAUUAGUGAUGUUGCGCCCAAAUGUGAUGCCCGGCAUAAGCAUGACUCCCAUGCGCACACGCAGGAUGGUGGACGCCAUCAAGGCCGCAUUCCCUGACCAGACGUCGAACUGGAACAUCCCUAAGGUGCACCAGAUCGUGCACCUGAUUGACGGCAUACCACUGCGUGGUAUGCCGCACGAGACAUCCACCAACCUUUGGGAGCACACGCACAAGGGCACCGUGAAGGUGCCAGUCCGUGGCAGCAACUGGCAUGACAUCCCGCGCCGUAUUGUCGAGGAGGAGGUGCAGCACGAGAUUGCACGGGAGGUGGCGGCGGAAGCGGGCGGAAACAGGCAGUAUGUGACGGCGCUGCGCGAGGCCGUGCGAGGACUGAAGCCAGUCCUGACGAAGAAGUCACGGAGGGCGCACGUGGACGACGACCUGGAUGCGGUGAUGUGGGCGUAUCGCGAAGUGCAUGGGUCAGACAUGGACGCACUCGCCGGGUGCAUGGUGGCGGCAGGCAUCCCCACCACUACCAUUGAGGUGCACACUGCCGUGGCGAUCCCCCGAACGCGGGGGGGGGAGCUUGUGCCCAAGGGCACAUUUGUUAAGGCCAGCCCUUCUGAGCGGUGGUUUUCUGACAUCGCAGUGUUCCGGUCGGACGAUGAGGAGUGGUACGCAAGGUGCCUCUGCAUCUUCCGCGCAGAGGGGGCGGACGGAGCGAUGGGGCGGCACGUGUACGUGAAGUACUACGAGGCGGAGGGCACGUGCCCGAUGACGACAUGCUUGCAAGUGUCUCCCGGCCGUGUGAGAACAAGAUAUGCGGUGGUGGAAGUGGAGUGCAUCCAGAGGGUGGUGCACUUGGGCAAGUCCUAUGUGAACAAGCGGGUCAUGCUCCUGAACAAGUUCCUGCUGACGGAGUGA
Closterium sp. Naga37s-1 is the source of this 1692-nucleotide messenger RNA. The record is from the annotation of a GenBank genome assembly. NCBI's taxonomy places the organism in Eukaryota, Viridiplantae, Streptophyta, Zygnematophyceae, Desmidiales, Closteriaceae.